Messenger RNA from Penicillium digitatum Pd1, 510 nucleotides. NCBI's taxonomy places the organism in Eukaryota, Fungi, Ascomycota, Eurotiomycetes, Eurotiales, Aspergillaceae. The record is from RefSeq and is a predicted model, not a curated record.
AUGGAAAAUUCUCAGAAGCACGGUUUCUCACCCGGUAAGCACUGGGUAGAUCACGUCGGUGAAUUCCAAGCAUCAGAUCCUUCCGGCGCCGGAUCCAUUGUCGUUAUUGAGCAGCCCGAGAACCAGUACUGUGCUGUGACGGGUGGGAUCAUGGCGACCCGGAUGAAAGCCCUUGGGAUCAAAGCCACGGUUGUGGGUGGUCGUGUCAGGGACUUGAAGGAAUUGCAAGCUACUGGGCUUCCGAUCUGGGCUCGUGCUACUUCUACUGUUGGCUCCAAUGCCGAGGCUAAAGCUGGUGCUCGUGACGUGCCAGUCUCAAUAGGUGGUGUUCCUGUUUCGCCUGGAGACAUUAUCUUUUGUGAUCCUUUGGAAGGAGUAGUGGCUAUUCCUCGCGAGCUGCUUGACCAAGUACUUGAGCUCAUGCCUAAACUGACUCGAAUGGAUGAGCAGGCUAAAGAGGCCGUUGCACUGGGAAUGAGUGUCACUGAUGCUUUUAAGAAAUUCCGCUGA